Sporothrix brasiliensis 5110 is the source of this 3489-nucleotide messenger RNA. RefSeq lists its product as uncharacterized. The transcript is spliced from 4 exons. The record is from RefSeq and is a predicted model, not a curated record. NCBI's taxonomy places the organism in Eukaryota, Fungi, Ascomycota, Sordariomycetes, Ophiostomatales, Ophiostomataceae. Bases 1 to 3489 code for a protein of 1162 amino acids.
AUGGCCGACGCUACCAGCUCCGACCCCGUCCCGCACGACGACGCUCCUGCUGCGCCGUCUGCGGAUGUGCCCGCACCGACCUCCGCCGAGGCUGCUCCUGACGCGGCCGGAGGGGCAUCCGAUGCGACCGCCUCGAGCCCCAAGAGCACGAAGACGACACCAAAGGUUGCUACGCGCGUCUCCGCUCCCAAGGCUGCUGCUGGAAAACCUGCUGCCGGCACCGCGACCACUGCUGCGAAGCGGACAUCCACUGUCGGCACCACGCCUGCCGCGACUGCGCGUCGCACUGGCCUGACCAAGCCCCCUCUGCGCCCGGCUGCCGGCGCCACGUCCACCCUGGCCAAGCGCCCGACAACCUCCUCGUCCACCGCCACGCAUCGUUCGAACCCUUCCGCGUCUGAGGACGAGAAGAAGCGUACCGCUACCACCAGCACAGCCGCUCGUCGCACCUCGACCGCGCCCUCCUCCACGACGCCCGCGACGAAGUCCUCGGUGCGGUCCUCGACCUCCUCCACCCCGGCUGUCGGCACGGCGGCCGCCGCACGGAAGCCGACCGCCGCGUCUUCGACCUCUUCUCCCGCUGCUGCGCAUAAACCGACAGCUAGCACAUCGUCUACGAGCACCACCGCCACACGCUCCACCACCGCGCCGAGACCGUCUGCAACUGGCCUGGUCGCUGAGGCCAAGAAGCGCCUCUCCACUGUCGGCAGCUCUGCCGCGCCGUCCACCACUGCCCGCCAUGCUUCCCGCCCGUCUCUCUCGUCUUCGACCGCCGGCGCUUCGGCUGCCGCAGCAGCUGAGGCUGCCAAGGUCACAGAGGAGCUCAAGGAGAAACUCGCGACAAGCGAGAAGGAGGUUGCCGAUCUCAAGGAGCAGAUCGAGUCGUCCAAGGAAAAGAUUGACGCGCUCAACGACCAGCUGAAGAAGGAUGACGACGGCGAGCAGCUGCACAGUGAUCGUCUGGUGGAGCUCACGACCAAGCACGAAGAGACGGUCGCUGCACUCAACGCCCAGAUUGAGGAGGUCCAGCAGAAGCUGCAGACGGCGGAGGCCAGCCUCGAGAAGCACCAGUCGGACCUCGCCGAUGCCGCCGCGUCCAAGGGCACCUCGGAUGACGAGGUCGCCUCGCUCAAGGCCUCUCUGGACGCCCUGCAAGCGGAGCACGCCGCCCAGCUUGAGGAGAAGGAGGCUGGCCUGCGCAAGGCCACGGCUGACCAUGCCUCUGCACUAGAGGCACUGAAGCAGAGCCUUGGACAGGACCACGAGGCGGCCAUCGCCACCCUCGAGGCCAAGCACGCCGAGCGGCUCAAGGACGGCGAAGCCGCUACGUCGGCAUCCCACGAGAAGGCCAUUGCCGAUCUGAAGACCACCCACGAGAGCGCAGUCGCCGAACUGCAGGCCAAGAUCGACAGCCUGACGGCCACCGAGGCUGAGCUGGAGUCGGCCAACAAAGAGAAGGCCGCCGCCCUCGAAGCGGAGGUUGCUGACCUCCAAGCUAAGCUCGCGGCGGCCGAGAAGGCCGCGGAGGAUGCCAAGGCCGAUACCUCUGCCGUCUCGGCGGUCGAGGCCCAGCUGCAGGCCGCCCAGGCCGAACUCGAGGCCAAGGAUGCCAAACUUGCUUCUCUCGAGGCGGCUGUUGCCAAGCUGCAGGAGGAGCUCACCGCAUCCCAGGCGGCAGUCGCUGCGGCCGAAGAGCAGCACGCGGCACUCCAGAAGUCCGUAGAUACCGCUCUCGAGGACAGCUCCAGCAAGGACGCCAACAUCGCGAAGCUGACCAGCGAGCACGAGGCCGCCCUCGAGAAGCACCGCAAGGAGCUCGAGCAGAUUUCCAAGGACUACGAGACGGAAAUUGAGAGCCUGCGCGGUGACGCCUUCUUCAAGCGCAAGUUCCAGGAUCUGGAGGUGAAGCACACCGAACUCACCGAGGCGCACACGGCUGCCAAGGCAAGCCACGAGAAGGCUCUGGCGGACGCCAACGCCGCGCACGCCGCCGCCCUGGAGGAGAAGACGGCCGCUCACCAGAAGGACCUGGACGCCCUCCGCGCUAGUCACGGCGAGGAGCUCGAGAGCGCCAAGCUGAGCACGAGCAGCUCCGAGAAGGAGGUGCACCUGGCCGAGCUCGAGAAGCUCAAGGCGAGCCACGCCGAGCAGAUCGACGUCCUCAAGGCCGACGCCUCGUCGUCUCUGGAGAAGGAACUCGAGGACCUGCGCACCUCCCACUCCGCGGCACUGGCUGCUCUGGCGAAGGAGCAUGCUUCUGAGAAGGAGUCGCUGCAGGCCAGCUACGCCGAGGCGAUUGCUGCUGCCCAGUCGGCCAACUCUGAUGCGUCGGCCUCCAAGAUUGAGGAGCUCAAGGCCCAGCUGGCGAGCCAGCAUGCGGCCGAGCUCGAGAAAGUGCAGGCCGACCUGGCCGCGCGCCACGCGGACGAGCUGCAGAAGACGAUUGACGCACACACGACUGCCCUCGAGGAGGCCAAGGCACAGUCGGGCGCGGGCCAGGCUGCGGCCAUUGAAGCGCUCAAGGCCGAACUCGAGACCAAGCACAGUGCUGAGAUUGAGAAGCUGAUCGCGCUGCACUCGGAAGCCCUGGAAGGGGCGAAGAAGGACGGCGCUUCGGAGUCGUCCGCCCUCAAGGAGGCGCACGCCAAGGAAAUUGGCGAGAUCAACACUCAGGUCGCGUCUGCAUCCGAGCGCACGGUGGCGCUCGAGACGCAGCUGGCCGCCGUGCAAGCCACCCUGGCCGAGACCCGCACCGAGCUGGCCAAGGCCAACGAGGAGACGGACGCCAUCAGCGGCCAGCUGGCGCAGGCCAAGAUGGAGAAGUUUGAGGCCGAGGCGGCGCUCGACGCGACCAAGAACCAGAAGCCCGACACGACGGAGCUCGACAGCCUGCGGGCCGAGCUCAAAGCGCUCAAGACGACGCAUGAGAACGACCUGUACGCGGCCAAGACCAAGACGGCCGACGCGACCGACCGGCUGCGGUCGGUGCAGGAAGACCACGAGAUGCUGCAAAAGGAGUUUGAGGCGCACCGGCUGGCGGCCGACGCCAAGCAGAAGUCGUCCGAGGUCGACUACUCGGACCUCAACGACUCGAUGACGCAGCUGGUCGAGGAGGCGCAGCAGAAGACGGCGGAGGCCGAGCGCAAGGCGAAGGAAGCCGAGCGCAAGGUCGAGGAGCUGCUGGCGCAGCUCAACGUCAAGGAGGCCGAGCUGAAGGAGGCAAAUGCCAAGGCACAAGCACCAAAGGGCCUGGCGGCCAGCCGGUUUGCCCAAACCGACAACGACGAUUCCUCGGAUGCGGAGAACAAGGACCCUGCCGCGGCGGAAGGUGAGUCCGGCGAACCGGACCAUUCAUCGGCAGCCCUCGCUUCGAUCGCUAAAGCGCGGGUGACGGCGCGCGGGCUCGAGGAGCUCGACAACGAGCUGCGCGACCGCAAUGCUCACCUGCUGCGGACGAUUGCCGACAACAAGGUGCCUUCUCAGUCAUAG